This is a messenger RNA of Mollisia scopiformis, 2769 nucleotides long. RefSeq lists its product as uncharacterized. The coding region runs from base 1 to 2769 and encodes 922 amino acids. NCBI's taxonomy places the organism in Eukaryota, Fungi, Ascomycota, Leotiomycetes, Helotiales, Mollisiaceae. Gene Ontology annotation, biological process: regulation of transcription by RNA polymerase II. Gene Ontology annotation, cellular component: nucleus. The transcript is spliced from 5 exons. The record is from RefSeq and is a predicted model, not a curated record.
AUGGCAAACCAGCAAAAUUAUUACCAUCGCAAUGGCCCUCGCACAUACAUGUCAUCUCUUCCUUCCAUCACCUCCACAGAACCAGGACAAUUCCAUAGACACCCUAGAGAGAUGAGACCUCCUGUCCCUCCUCACCACAUGGAGAUUGCAGAUUUGAGCAUUUCAAGAACCCUGCCAAGUCCCACGGCCACUGCAUCCAGCAAUCUUGAUCUACCUCCCACUCAUGGAUAUGGAGAAAUGCCGUUUGGAAACCCUAACAUUGCAAAGAUAUAUCAACAGUUCCCCACGGAUGGACAGAUCAUGCGUCCCGCUCAAGAUCCCAUCCAUAAUUGGUACUCCACAAAUGAUGGUCCUUGGACACCUAUUCCCAAGGUGAUGCCACCAAAUGUCAUGACAGAUGGUAGAUUUCAGUCCAAGCAGACUGGUAGUCGCAAUCAUAUCACAUCUGGAGGUCAGUAUAGGCCACAUAACCCUUCGGAGUCAGGAUCAUUUCAUUAUGGUGUCCCGCAUUCGGAUUCUGGUUAUGGCACUCGCCGUAGUGUUGCGAAUACUUCCGUCGUCAGUGGGGAUGUCCUAGAACGGGAUCAAGACUGCCAUAGUCUUACAGGCCAUGUCGAGAACUUCCAACCUUUCAUGGGAUCUAAUGAUGAGAUGCACCAACGUGAUGCUAGAUCAUUUGAACCGUGGAGUACACCUGUAACGAGCAAUCCAGAGUCACGUGGAAUGGAAUGCCCAAUAUGCCACAAGCUUGUCAAGACUCAAUCUGAAAUGAAAAAGCAUGAGUUGCGACACACAAAGCCAUUUGAGUGUGAUGCCCCAGGAUGCACCCGGACCGAAGGAUUCAGCACACCAAACGAUUUGGAAAGACAUAGGAAGAGUAAACAUUCGGAGAUCCUAACCAGCUCGACAGGUAUCAAGAGAUUCCGAUGUCUCGUGGACGGAUGUAAAUCCAAGGACAAGUUAUGGCCACGUCUGGAUAACUUUAAGAGCCAUCUUAAACGUGUUCACCAAAGCCUCAGUUGGUCCGAAGACGACAUGGAGAGCAUGGUAAAGAGAGGAGAAAUUUGGGAGCAAGCUGGCCGUCCUGUCGAGGAGAUGUCCGUUGAGAAACACACACUUCCAGAUCUUGCCCAACCACCUACCACUUUUGCCCUUCAAGAUAGCUCAAUCAAACCACGGAUUGGUCAAUCCUGGACACCUUAUCCACCGGCUAUAGAACCAGCUCAUGAUCUAAUUGCCCCCAGAGGCCCCCAAGCAGGAUUGUAUGAAUCCAGGUCGGCCACUGCAGAAGAGAGAUCCCCAAUUCCUGAGGCACCUCCGCAGACCAUUGUCAAGCCGGGCGAUGUGGUGCGUAAUUACAUUCCCGAUACCGCUCCAUUGGAUAGAAUGUCUUUGGUCCCAGCGGGCCAUGAUGAAUCCUCCGUACCAAAGCCGGAUCAAGCAAAGUCCCAUGCAGCUUCAAAGACCAGCCCCCAAGGUAAGGUGCCGAGGCAGAAUAAUGCCUCAGCUGCGACUGCCCAACUUACGGAGGCACUGAAGACUGUCCUGUCUAAAAUGGACUUAUCUGAUAUGUCCAAUGAUCCUCCACCAUCAACCGGCAACAUGGAACGGAGAAGUCAGCCUAACAAGGAAGAUUCUCCAACAGAUGCGUGGCCCACUGAUCCAAAUCCGGCGAUGCAUACCCAGGACAAUGACGCUGAUGCUUCGAUACCGAAUCCUAAGGGGGCGAAGGACUCUCAAGCCGAGAAGAAAGCUUUGGAAGUUCUUCGGAUCAUCUCGAGAUUGGGUUUCGUCGUUUCCAAAGACCCAAGCCAUUCUCCAAGACAACACAAUAUUGGAUCCGCUGCCAGUCAAAAGAGUGAGAAUCAAGUCACUUGUAAAACGUGCAAGAAGUUCACAGGAAGACCCUGUGAGCUAAAAAAACACAUGAAGCGUCACGAGAAGCCGUACGGCUGCACGUUCUUGACAUGCAACAAAGUCUUCGGCAGCAAAAACGACUGGAAACGCCAUGAAAACUCCCAACACUUCCACCUCGAAAUCUGGCGCUGCUUCGAAACCAAACCCGUCGAACCACCCUGCACCAAAGUCUGCUACCGCAAGAUGACCUUCCAAGAACACCUCCGAAAGGACCACCACAUCUCCGACGAAAGUCUCGUGAAGCUAAAGACCGAUAAGUGUCGCAUCGGACGCAACUGCCAGGCCAGAUUCUGGUGUGGCUUCUGCGGCAAGUCAGUAGAUCUGAAGAAGAAAGGUCUAGAUGCCUGGACCGAACGGUUCGACCAUAUUGAUGACCAUUUCAUGGGUCGUAACCAGCAACCUAAACAGAGUAUCCGGGAAUGGAUACCAGUUGAUUCCGAUAAACCGAAGGGAGACGUCGCGAGCAGUAGUCCGCAUGACCAACCUAUUUUUGGAGAACCGAGUUCUUCAUCGUCGUCGGAUAAAGACGCCGCGUCUGGAUCUGGAUCUGGAUCAGGAUCCGAGAACGAGGUUCCUGGCAGUAGCUGCGUUUCGUCCGAUGAUCGUCGACCAACAGUUGGCGCUGCUGCAGGAGAAUCUUCAGCUACAGCUGCAAUUAACCUUGAACCUCAGCAGCGGGGACCGAAUCCUGCGGUUGUUGCAGGUGGAUUGGGGUCCAAGAGACGCAUCGGUACUUCUUCCUCCUCGGAUCAGGAUGAAUGUAGUAGCAGCAGCCGAAACCCGAAACGCUCCAAGACAACUGCUUACGAGAAUGUGAUUAUCUGUGUAAGUCUUCAUUCCUCCUUACCUUGA